Messenger RNA from Lolium perenne, 1638 nucleotides. RefSeq lists its product as uncharacterized. The record is from RefSeq and is a predicted model, not a curated record. NCBI's taxonomy places the organism in Eukaryota, Viridiplantae, Streptophyta, Magnoliopsida, Poales, Poaceae. Gene Ontology annotation, molecular function: transcription cis-regulatory region binding. Gene Ontology annotation, cellular component: nucleus.
ACACGACGGCCACCGCACGCCACAAAAUGCUAAGCAGCCCCGAAUAAUUCCGCAUCCCAGCACACUACCCACAUCCCGGAAAUAUCCCCAAACCCUCGCCCACCGCCGCCGCCGACGGCGUCCAGAUCUCGCACCAUGGAUGACGACGGCGGCGCUUCCCCGUCGCCUUCGCCUUCGGCUUCGCGCUCCCCGUCGCGGUCCCCGUCGCCGCUUCCGAUCGCCGAGCCGGUCACCGUCGCCGCCGUGCCCCCCGGCCACCUCGCCCUCGCGAUCCCCAUCCAGAAGCAUGCUUCCUCCAGCGGCGGCGGCGGCGGAGGAGGGGGCAGGGAGGACGCCUGGAGCGACGGCGCCACCUCCACGCUGAUCGACGCCUGGGGCGAGCGCUUCGUCGCGCUCGGCCGCGGCAGCCUGCGCCACCCGCAGUGGCAGGAGGUCGCCGAGGUCGUCUCCGCCCGCGACGGCUACUCCAAGCCGGUCAAGUCCGAUGUGCAGUGCAAGAACCGCAUCGACACCCUCAAGAAGAAGUACAAGGUCGAGAAGGCUAAGUCGGACUCCUCGUGGCCCUUCUUCGACCGCCUCGACUUCCUCCUCGCCCCAUUGCAGAAGCUCGCCGGCAAUUCAGGCGGGGCGGCGGGAAAUUCCGGCUCCUCCAACCCCAGCAACCGGAGCACUGCACCCAUGUCUCUGCGUGUCAACUUCCCUCAGCGCACCCGCACGGCGUUUCCCUCGUCAGCCAUGAAGCGGAGGAUGCCAUCGCCGCAGCAGGAUGCGGCGUCGUCAGAGUCUUCUGACGGCUUCCCGCCGGAACCAGUGGCUGAGGCCGUGAACGGCAAGAGGCACCGCGUUGAGGAGUCGGCCAAUGGAGCGGACAGCAGCAACCGGGUGCAGGGCCUGCGCGACCUGGCGCAAGCCAUUCGGCGGCUUGGGGAGGUGUAUGAGCGUGUGGAGUCCUCGAAAAGGGGGCAUGAGCUCCGGAUGGAGCAGGACCGCCUGGAAGCUGCACGCGAGCUGGAGGAACAACGUGUGCAGUUCUUCCUCAAGAUGCAGACGGAAUUCUCCAAGGCCAACAACGGUGCCACACUCCCUAUCUCACUUGCCAUGGCUGCUAUGGUUGGCAAUUCAGUCCCAGCUGCGGCCGCCGGCGCUGCCGAUGGCAACGGUUCUUCCAGGAGAAACUCUGUGGCAACCGAAGUUGCGACCAGCAGCAAUCAUCGUGUCCGGUACCGUUUUAAGGAUCCUCAUGCCUCACAACGCCCUUCUUACCAGUACAACCAGAACAAUGUCUCCGCCGAUGCGACGGGCACCGGGAGUGGCAGCGACUCUGACAAUAAGGAAGAUGAGGAUGAGAUGGAAGACGAAGACGAAGAAAGCCAGUAACCUCCCUCACUGUAACGAUGAUCCGAGAAUUUGUAUCUGUUAAUUAGCAUUGUCCUGGUUAGAAUUGCUCCCAAUUAGGUUGGUCUCGGAGCAAGAUAUGACUAUUUAGUGCUGCUAGGUUGUAGUCAUGUUAGCAACCAGGAGUAGCAGAGUGAUGGGUAAGCCCCAUAGUAACUUGUAGCUGCCUCUUUGUAUUUGUGAUGUGAUUUUGUGAUAUUGAGGAUGUCCCUCCAGUCGAAUGUACUGUAACAUGUUUAGGUA